This is a messenger RNA of Oldenlandia corymbosa var. corymbosa, 2794 nucleotides long. The record is from the annotation of a GenBank genome assembly. NCBI's taxonomy places the organism in Eukaryota, Viridiplantae, Streptophyta, Magnoliopsida, Gentianales, Rubiaceae.
UUUGAUUUAAGACAUGACUAAUUCUGAACCAGUUUUCUCAGAAGCCUUUUGAUUAUGAAACGACUGCAAAACCACCAAAAAAAGAAGAAAAAGAAGAAAAAAGCAGAAGUGUACUGUUCAUCUUUACGUUUGUUUUAAUUUCUUCUUCUUUCUUUGUGACCCGUUGGGUCUUCUGACAUUUUUACCAGCUUGAACGUGAUAUAUCAUAUCAUAUCCUGAUAUCAUAAUCCCAGAAAAAAAAGAAAAACAUUAUUAAAAAGAAGAAAACAUUUCUACCCAUAAAUACGUACAUAGAUCUUUUUUUCCCUCUGUAUUUGUGUACUAUGAACAAAUCAAUAAUGUAUAUUUAUCCUUACACCACCAAAAAAUUUUUAAAAAAAGGUAAAGUGGAGGAGUCACUGUAUACUUUGUCAUCAAUGCCCAGUACAUCCACAACCACACACACACACACACAUUCAUAGAGAGAAGAGAAGAAACAGUUUCCCCCAAACCCACCUUCACACCUUCCUGUUUUCCUCUAACCAUGACAUAAACCCCCAGAUUCCGACGAAACUAGAAAAAAAUAUAUAUAUAUUUAUUUAUCCUCAACUUUUCUCUUUUCUUCACCUAAAUUCAAAAGGGUUGCUUUAAAAAAAAAAAAAAAUCAUCAGUGUGUGAGGUAUAAGUUCUUAGCUAGAAUCUAAAAAUCUUUUCUCAUUUUCAUUUCUUUCCCAAAUUCUUUUUCUGAAAGUGGGUUUGGGGAAAAAAAAGGUAUGAAAGUGGAAUGGAAGUAGAGGAGAUGCCAACUCCAGGGUGUAAAUUUCCGAGGAUCCGAAGUGGAAAUGGUAGAGCUGAUUCUUCUUCUUCUUCCAAGGUAGGGAAGAAAAGGGGUGAUGAAGAAGGAGAACCAGAUGGGAAGCCGUCAGCGGCGGCCCAGAGGAGGAAUCUUACUAUUGCCGAGCUUGCCGGAGAAGGAGUUGGCGGCGGCGGCGGACUUGAUAUUGCUACGGCAGCUGGCGGCGGCGGCGGGCUUGGCAGGUUCUGUGGUGGGUGGCCAUCAUCGAGGAUUGUUAGGGUUUCAAGAGCAUCUGGAGGAAAAGAUCGGCACAGCAAAGUGUGGACAUCAAAAGGGCUAAGAGACCGGCGGGUACGGCUUUCCGUCAACACGGCGAUUCAGUUUUACGAUCUGCAAGAUAGGCUGGGCUACGAUCAGCCCAGUAAGGCGGUGGAGUGGCUUCUGAAGGCAGCUUCCUCCUCCAUUUCCGAGCUUCCUUCGAUUAAUACCUCAUUUCCCGACACUCAUCCGCAGCUCAGUGAUGAGAAGAGGUCUAGCACUACUGUUGGUACUACAGAUCAACACGGGUUCGAUUCGGCUGAAGCUGCUGAUAUGGAAAAUGAUCAGCAGCUUUAUCUGCAGCAUCACGCCGCCGCAGGCGGCGGCGGUGGUGGGAAUUUUUCUAAAUCUGCUUGUAGUAGUACUUCUGAGACUAGUAAAGGAUCUGGGUUGUCACUUUCGAGGUCGGAGAGCCGGAUUAAAGCUCGGGAAAGAGCCAGGGAAAGAGCUGCAGAGAAAGAAAAGGAAAAAGAGCAUCAUCAGAAUCCAUCUCCGGGGAAUCAUCCUCCUCCUAUGUCUCAAAGUUCUUUCACUGAGCUCUUAACUGGUGUCUCCGGUCAUAAUAACAACACUAAUGCCUCUAGCAGCAGUCCUAAUAGGGGUACAACCAAUGGCGAGUCUAAUUUCUUCCAAAAAUCGUCCCCACCAAGGCAUUGGUCAUCUUCUCCAACUCCUAUGGAUUACUUUGGCACAGGAUUUCUAGGUGGUCUAUCUUCCAGUCGUCCUACAGCAAACCCGUCAUCGACGACCACGAGUUUCUUGGGCCAAAUCCAGCUCGGAAAUCAUCAUCAACUCCACCACCAAUCAAUAGUCUCUUCUUCCCCACUACUGUUUAGUCUCACCGGAGGUGGAGACCACCACCAUUCCGAGCUUCACCAAUUCUCAUUUGUCCCAGACCACCACCAUCACCUUAUUCCAGUUGUGACUACUACUAAUAAUAAUACCACGAGUAACGGCAAUGGUAACCACCAUGGUGGCGGCGGCGAUUACAACCUCAACUUCACAAUGACGCCGUCAUCAGCCACUUCUGGUGGUGGUGGGUUCGAUAGGGGGACCCUUCAGUCCAAUUCUUCUUCUUCAGUCCCGUCGUCGUCUCUGUUACAAUCUGCACCUCCUCACCUACUCCAUAGGUUUCAGAAUAUGGAUCGAUCCGCAGCUUUUUUCAGUCCUGCUAGCACUGCAGCUCCACCGCAGCCUAAUGCUCAACAGCAGCACAGCUUCCUCCACGGAUUCGAUGCCGGCCGGUUACAACUCUGCUACGGCGGUGAUGGUGAUGGUGGCGGCGGUGGCCAUUCUGACCAGAAAGAGAAGGUUAAACAUUGAUGAUGAUGAGAGUUCCUUCAAUGGACUUUCUUCUUCCUCCAAUUUCAUCUUCAUUCUGGUAUAACAAAGAUUGCUAUUGCCAAGGAUGAUCUGUAGCAUUAUUGUUAUUUUUGAAGUUAAUUUAUUCAGUUGAUUGAAUUGAAUUAUUGAACUGGCUUUAUUAGUUCAUGUGUCUGCUAAAUAUAUGGGUUCAGAUUCACCGUUGCCAGUUCUUUUGAUUUUUUUGAUGAUGAUGGAGUUAUGUACCUCGUUGAGGUUGGCAGUAAUAAUAUCAUAAUUGUCCAUAUUUUUGCUGGUUCAUGUACAUUACUUGCUUCUAUAUCAAUGUUUCACUUCGGCAAAUUCAAAAGUUUAAUUUAAUCAGCUAACGUUUUCUCG